AUGAUGGCGUCGUCAUUCGCUAAUUGCUCGUACGCGCCGGACCCCGCUGGCGGCGACGCGGGUCCAUUCAACUACGGCGAGCGGAGCCUGCUGGACGACCGGGACAAGCGCGGCGUGACGCGCGCAUCGAGCCUAGCGCUGCCCAACCACUCGCUGCUCGAUCUGCUCGAGCACAAGCAGAAGCUGUACGAAACGAUCCACCUCAAUCCGCCACCGAAGGGCAACGGGACCCGGCGCCACUCGUCCGACUCGUUCCCGAUGAUCGAGAACGACAACUUCCAGAUACCGCAGCGGCAGGGCAAGAAAUCGAACCAGGGUCUGACGGGGCCUGGCGGUCCGCUGGUGCCGCCCCCGGUACCGAAGCGCACCUUCCAGGGUAACUUUCCGCGGAAGCCAUCGGAGUCGUCGUUUGAGUUGCAGAAGCGUGCCUCGCUUCUGGCGCUGGAUAGCUAUCAGCAGCAGCAGCACCAGCAAAACCACGUCCUUCAGCAGCAACUUCAGGCACAGAUCCACCACCAAGCGACACAGCAGCAACAGCAGGCGGCCUACGCCCAGUACGUACGCUCCGAGCGGCUGUGCAAGUCCGCGUUCGAGGAUCAAUCGUUCAGCUACUACUCGGCCCCGAAGAGCGCCAAGAGCGCCGGUGCGAGCGAUCGGUCCGCCAACACGCCGGGGAUCACCAGCAACGGCGGUGGUGGUGGCGGCGUCGGCGGCGGCACCUGUCACAGUGUCAGUGCGACCAGCUUCGACGAUCUCGGCGAGCCGGAUGACUUCGUGAUCUUCGGCAAGAAGAUGGCGUCGAUCGAGUCGAACCGCUCGUCGAGCGACUCGAACAAGUCGCAGACCACCAUCGACACCGGGUACGUGUCGGCGAACGAAACCGAGCGCUCCAUCCUGACCGGCGGCAGCAGCUCGUCGGCCAAGGGCACCUCCUCGUCGUUCCGCAGCCGGUUCUCGUCCGAGGACACCCAGUCGUCGCUGGACAGUUUCCUGUCGUCUGAGCUGCACCGCACCGACACGAUCGAGUCGCUGCCGCUGAACGAUUCGCCCUUCAGCCUGAAGAAGAACGUGUUCAACUUUGACCUGAAAACGUCUCCGCUGAUCCGCGCCACUAGCACCGUGUCGCCGAGCUCGCUCGACGACAGUUCGCCGCGCAGCCUGGAAGGCGGGAAGGGAUCGCGCAAACUGCCCACGGUCCCGACCCGCAAGCCAGGAUCGGCCGGGAUCGUGAUGCAACCGAAGCUGCCGCCACCGGGCGGAUCUCGCAUGACGCCUCCGUUGCCACCGUCUCGAUCGCAGCAGGCAUUCGAGACGAGGAAGCUCCAGAAACUCCAGCAUCAGCCGACGCAGCUCAACAACGUGGCCACGGUGCACAAGUCGGCCCUCGAGAGCCUGCAGGAGCUGUACAGUCGCCCGCUCGGUAUACGGCGCAACAUUCAUCGGCCACCGCCACUCGGCCAGCAGCACAUGCUGGGACCGACGGGACCGUCCAGGGGGCAGCACCUGCAACCGAGCCAGCGGCAGGACCCGAGCGACGCGUUCUCCAUUACCUCAAGCCCGAGCUAUCAGGGCAAGUCGAUCGAGAGCUCGCUGUUCGCGUGCUCGACGACAGCGUCCAACGGCAAGCCGCCCAGCAACAACCGGUCGAGCAUCCGUGGCCUGGCCGCCCUGGUUGACGUGUCGCCGACCGUCACCGCAAGUACGUCGGCCACCGCUGGAACUGGAACGCUGACGACCACCAUCACCACCACGAGCAGCAGUAGCAGCAUGAACAACACGAGCGCCGUCGCCGAGAGUGUCGCUGGAGCACCGGCGAUGCGGUCAGUGCCGCCGAGGGUCAGCAUGCGCCAGGACUCGAGCAUUUCGAGUGACAGCUUCAGCCAAACGUCCAGCCCGAGCUACAACUCGAAGAUCAUGGAAGCGCCGCUCCUGUCGCACGCCGCCAAGAUGCCCAAGGUGUCGAAGGCGAUCGCGAAGAACCUGGACGAGAUCGCCAAGGAGGGUGCCGCCGGUCCGGGCGAUGCGAACGGAACCGCGGCCAUCAUCAAGAGUGCCUCGACCCCGGCCAGUCUGCAGACCAUCGUGCGGCUCUCGAACGGUUCGAACGUGAGCCUGCAGCACAAGAAGUUUCAGAUCCUGAAGGCUCGUAAAAACUCCAACCCGUACGUCACCAGCGGGCGGCUGAAGUUUCGCCUCUGCCAGAUACUGCUCAACGCGGUCGGACUGCUCGCGAUCGCCGGCGGACUGGCGGCGUACUUCAACGCGUACCCGACGAUCAAGUUCGUCAACCAAACGAUCACCCGUACGGCGGUGGCCGUGCCUCCAGCGUCCUCAGUGUCGCUGGAUGGUGGCACUGCCAUCAACGCCAUCUCAUCCGGAUCCUCCUCAGUGUCGGGGCCAGCGGGAGGGCCCGGAUCCCGGGUGCCGUACGAUCCCGCCCUCGGGUACCACCCACGGGGCGACCGCAAUCCGGCCCCCGGCAUCUGUCUGCCCGUGAUCGUGAAGUUCUGCCAGCAGCACCGGGUCCCCUACAACUACACCGUCUUUCCGAACUACAUCGGACACUUUGGCCAGCUGGAGGCGCAGAUCGAAAUUGACCUCUUCGAGGCGCUGGUCGAUGUGCAGUGCUACGAGCUUGUCCCACUGUUCUUAUGCUCUCUGUUUGUGCCUAAAUGCGGUCAUUCCGGUUCAACCGUACCGCCGUGUGAAAAUUUGUGUAGUGAGACUAUGCGCCGAUGUAGCUUUUUCUUCGACGUCUUUGGGCUCGAGCUGCCCGAGUACUUGCGGUGCGAAGUGUUCAACAAUGCCGUCUCGGACCAGGAGGAGUGCGUCGGGAUGGCCGAGUACAAGGAAUCGAUGAUCCGGUCCCGGCGGCCGAUGGCGUGCUCGGGCUUCCUGUGCGACAAGCGGCGCUGCAUUCCGACCGACUGGAAGUGCGAUGGACACGUCGACUGCCAGGACCAGACGGAUGAGGCGCAUUGCGAGUUUUGCGGGGAUGAUGCGAUCCACUGCGGCGAGGGGCGCUGCAUGAGCCAGAAGCACGUGUGCGACGGCGUGCAGGACUGUCCGUUCGGGCAGGACGAGCGGAACUGCAUCCGGUUGAGCGAGCGAAACGGUGACCUGGGACGCGGAACACUGGAGGUGUACAAGGCCGACCUGAAGCAGUGGGCACCGGCCUGCGUGAAGAACUGGGAUCCGGCCACCUCGCCCACCAUGAUCUGCUCGCUGCUGGGCUACAGCUCGGUCAACUCGAGCCGCACGGCGAUGCGCGGCUCCAACCGGACGCUGAUCAGCACCAAGGACGCCUCGGCCAUGUGGCGCAUGUACCAGAAGAAGCACACCAACCUGAUCAAGGAGUUCAACAGCUGCGACAUCAACUCGCGCUACCCGGUGGCCGAACUGACGUGCUCCAAUUUCGAGUGUGGCAAAGUGCCGAACAAGAAGUACUUCAAGGCGACCAAACGGAUCGUGGGAGGCUCGACGUCCAAUCCGGGCGACUGGCCGUUCAUUGCCGCCAUCCUCGGUGGCCCGGAGGAGGUGUUCUACUGUGCCGGCGUGCUGAUUGCCGACCAGUGGGUUCUGACGGCGUCGCACUGUAUCGGAAAUCAAACGAUGCGCAACGUCAACGACUGGACGAUCCAGCUCGGGAUCACGCGGCGCCACUCGCACACCUACUACGGCCAGAAGGUGAAGGUGAAAACGGUCAUCCCGCACCCGAUGUACAACCUGCUCAUUCCGCACGACAACGACAUCGCGCUGUUCCAGCUCGCUACUCGCGUGGCAUUCCACGAGCAUCUGCUGCCGGUAUGCCUACCGCCGCCAAACAUCCGCGAGCUGCCGACCGGCAUCAACUGCACCGUCGUCGGGUGGGGCAAACGGGAAGAGCGUAACUCCACACCGAACGGUGCAUCGUACGAGCCCACCCUCAACGAGGUGACUGUCCCGAUCGUCAGCCGCAGCCAGUGUGCCGAGUGGCUGGAAACGUUCAACGUGACCGAAGGCAUGAUCUGUGCCGGAUACCAGGAAGGGGGUCGCGACGCUUGCCAGGGUGAUUCCGGUGGUCCGUUGCUGUGUCCGUAUCCGAACGAAAAGGACCGCUGGUUCGUCGGGGGCAUUGUCUCCUGGGGGGUGCGUUGUGCCCAUCCCAAGCUGCCCGGGGUCUACGCCAAUGUGCCGAAGUUCAUACCGUGGAUCAUGUCACAAAUCAACAACCACUCGGUGCUGCAAACAGACACGAUCGGCCGAUAA
Molecule: messenger RNA, 4248 nt
Organism: Anopheles cruzii
Lineage: Eukaryota; Metazoa; Arthropoda; Insecta; Diptera; Culicidae
Gene: Corin
Exons: 11
Coding region: 1-4248 (1415 amino acids)
Biological process (GO): proteolysis
Cellular component (GO): membrane
Molecular function (GO): protein binding; serine-type endopeptidase activity
Source: RefSeq, a predicted model, not a curated record